CAACUUCUGAAGGACUUCUGGUCCUGGAAAUGCUAAGGAGGAGUUGAACUUUCACCCAGAAAACAAACAAGAAAAGUUAUGUGCAGAUGGUUUUGCAAGCUAGUAACUACUUCAUCAUGGCUCAGAGAGAAACAUUAGUUCAUCUUUUUGCAGGCGGAUGCGGUGGUACAGCAGGAGCCAUACUCACCUGCCCCCUGGAGGUUGUAAAGACUCGUCUUCAGUCAUCUGGUGUAACCUUUCGCCCUAUCUACUUUCCUCAGGUGCAUCUUCAGACCAUUAAUGGUGGCAGCUUUGUCCGCUCGACACCCUUAUCACCAGGUCUCCUACAGAUUUUGAAGACAAUUUUGGAGAAGGAAGGAGCACGCUCCCUUUUUCGAGGACUUGGACCAAAUCUUGUUGGAGUUGCACCAUCAAGGGCCAUUUAUUUUGCUUCAUAUUCAGGAGCAAAAGAACAUUUCAACACUAUCUUUGAACCAGAGUCCAAGAAAGUGCACAUUUGCUCAGCAGCCUUUGCUGGAUUUUCUUCAAUUACAGCAACCAACCCCAUUUGGUUGGUGAAGACAAGGCUACAGCUUGAAGCAAAGGAACGUGGUCAGAAGAAAAUGAAUGCAGUUCAAUGUGUGAAGAGAGUUUACCAAAUGCAAGGGUUCCGCGGGUUUUACAGAGGAAUGACAGCCUCUUAUGCAGGGAUAUCUGAGACUAUUAUCCACUUUGUAAUAUACGAGGCACUGAAACAACGUCUGAGACAAGAGCGGUACUUGACACCUCCAGGGACAACCCAUGUGAAUCAAGACUCUUGGGACUUUCUCGGGUUAAUGGUCUCAGCAGGCAUCUCAAAGACAUGCGCCUCGUGUGUCGCAUACCCACAUGAGGUAAUCAGAACUAGAUUAAGAGAAGAGGGGACGAAGUACACUUCUUUCCUGCGGACAGUACGGCUUGUGGCCAAGGAAGAAGGGUACACAGCUUUCUACCGGGGACUCAUGGCUCAGCUUAUCAGGCAGAUCCCUAACACUGCCACUAUGAUGGUGACCUAUGAACUCAUCUUGUAUAUGGCAGAAAGAGUGUGACCAGGUGUACUUCACUAAUAAUUAAGAUGGGCCAAAACUGCUUUGGAAUGAAGUCUCACAAACUGUGGAUAUGUGUGGCGCCAAAGCUUAGAAGUGAUGGAAUAAUGCACCGUGAAAGAAAGAGAGAAGCACUGUGGACAGCUUGUUAGAAAUCAGUUAGACAAUGCUGUGUUUUCUACUAGGAAUCUUGGGAGUUCAGCUGUGCUGGAAUGCUGUAAGCAGGAAUAUUCUAGGAUUGUGCUGGUCACAAGUUUUGACUUCAUUAAGGAAAGUUGAAGUCAAUUUGUUACAGACAUAAUGCAGUUCUGUGAACUCUGUAAAAAGAGGUGAAAUCUGGAUCUUUUUAUGCUAUCUUUGUACUUGUGGUAUAAAAACACUUUUCUUAGCAAAAUGCAUAUUGUAUUGUUAUUGCAUGUGUUAUACACAUGAUGUAGACAGUUGUGUUUUUCUACUGUAUCCAGACCUCAGGGGAUUUAUAUUUGGACAGAAAUUGUUCUUUGUCAUUUUGAUAGCACUCAGUGUUUGUAUUCCAGGUGAUGCAAGUAACAUGUUCCAUUGCCAGGAAGCAGGUCUAGUUAACAUGAACCCACUGUGUUGUGUAAAACCACAUUGGAAGGAGAAAGUAUUAUUUCUGGAGUAAUGUUUCUGGAGUGCUGUCUUGCAGGCAUGAUGGACCAUUCUUGGAGUUAGUUGACGUGCAGUGUUUAAACUAGAGGAAUCGUAAGGAAAAUACCUAAGAGGGUGUGUAGCUUAAUACACAUGUGGAGCACCAUGUCACAUACUUGGAACACUGAGAAUGAAGCAUGCUGUCCACAAGGCUUAAUAAAAGUGUGCUGAUCCACUGUGUCUAAUUAGAGUGGCAAAGAAAGUGUCACCAAAACAAGAAGGAAGGAGAAAGGUUAUUAUAAAAUUAAAGGAAACUGGGAGACUGGAGCACAGGCGCUUAACAAAGCAAGUUAUAUGAACGUAAAUGGCAUAGAAUGUUAUAACUUUGUCUUUGUUAGGUUUGAUAUAAGAUGGACACUUGUAUGUGAAAUGCAGGAAGAAGUCAAAAUGGAGUAGCAUGGUAAUUAGAUGAGGCGCACUUAGGUGGACCCCCCCCCUUCAAAGAGCAUCACAAAAUUGCUUCUAAGAUCCGAAUCGGAUAGUAACUAUAAAAUGUAAUGUGGCAUUGUAACUUUAGAACUUUCACUACCUCAGCAUGGCAAUGGCUAUUUGCAAAAUGGAGGAACCAUAGCUGAUCAUCAUGUAGGCUUAGUGUAUUACCUGCUCUAUCACUGAAGUUAUAAUUAUGUCAUGAGUGCAUGCUGGCAGUUUUGUAAUGCCCAGUCUUUUAUUAAAUACAUUUUUUGCAUUCAAACAUUAUCCAGUUGAAGACUGAACUACAUGUGAUGUUAUGUUUUUUUUUUUUGUUUUUUUUUUUUUUAUUAUUUUCACUAAAAAGGCUGCUGAGUUGGUCAAGCAACAACUAGCGACAUCUUGUAAAAACUAGCUGCCAUGCAGCUUGACUGCUUACUAGUUACUUUGCAGCUACUUCCUGUGUGCAUUGCAUCGACCACAGUUCAUGCAGUACUCAUUAUCAUGAAGGCAUUCAAAACUCCCCAGAGGAACUGUAGGGCAAUUCCAUUCAUACACCCCUUUUUAUAGGAGUAGUUUUAACAUUUACAAAGGAUGUUUAAGGAAGAGCAUUUCCUGAAUAUAUCUCCAGGUCUGUGCAUGUGAGACAGUAACCACUGCAGUGACAUUAUUACUUCGCGUUCAGGACUAAGGCCAUUUUAAGCUGCACUGUAUUGAUAUAGUAAAUGACUAAUAAGCUAUGUGUACCACAGUUGUACAGAAUGACAUUUUUUUGUCAGUGUCUCAGCAGCAUUGUGGACUUUUGUUGCUAGAGAGGUUGGAGUACAUGCUUUGCUAUUUUUGAUAAUGUUUACCUUUGUUUCUGCAUCUGGCAGCAGUGACAUGUCUGCUAUCUUACAAUGAGCUCCAGAUGGCAUGCAGAAUAUAGGAUUCUAAUUAACUUGAGGCUAGUAGUUCUUGCAUUUAUUCUGCCCAUUAGCUUCAGAAAGCUAAGCAGUGUGUGGAAAAUUGGUCAGGGCUGCAUAUUCUUCUUGACCUUAGGAGAUAGUGGGUUAUCUAGCACACUGCCACAGUUUUUGGUGGUCAGUUCAGUUUAAUCACAAAUGUCGUAUAGUCAUAGAUUAGUACAAGGCUAACUCCCCUUGUGGUCCAUUUUAAGCCUAGCCAGUUACCACAUGUGCAAACCUUGCAACUUGUGUCUAAAAGGUCAAUAUCUUAACCAAUGUACCAACCUCCCAUGUAAGUUUUUGAGAAUGGAAAAGCUGACACUCGAAGUGGGAUGUGCAUUUCACCUUUUCAUAUCUAGUAUUAUAUAGGAAUUCUUUUGAUUGGCUGUUGAGUACAGCGGUUUUUGAAAUUUAGUUGUAGUAAAAUUACAUAUGUGGUCUGAGGGAGAAGAUGUCACACACACAAGCAAGCAAAUGAUAAGGAGACAUUUUAAGGUACUAUACAUGUUGGCCUUAUAGUCAUGGAUCCAUUUUCUACAAGGAUUACAGUUAUCGUCACAAAGCAGUCGUCACCGAUAACCAUGCUUUGUCACACUUAAUUAGCUAGAAUCAGACAAUGGUUUCAUAUCACUGAAUAGAUGCUUGUACAUGCAGUCUUGUCAGUCCUAAUAUAAUACCCUUUUUUUUU
Molecule: messenger RNA, 3779 nt
Organism: Protopterus annectens (West African lungfish)
Lineage: Eukaryota; Metazoa; Chordata; Ceratodontiformes; Protopteridae
Product: solute carrier family 25 member 36-A-like
Exons: 7
Coding region: 87-1067 (326 amino acids)
Biological process (GO): pyrimidine nucleotide import into mitochondrion
Cellular component (GO): mitochondrion
Molecular function (GO): pyrimidine nucleotide transmembrane transporter activity
Source: RefSeq, a predicted model, not a curated record